Glycine soja is the source of this 1948-nucleotide messenger RNA. Its product is annotated as F-box protein PP2-A13-like. Lineage: Eukaryota; Viridiplantae; Streptophyta; Magnoliopsida; Fabales; Fabaceae. The coding region runs from base 779 to 1624 and encodes 281 amino acids. The record is from RefSeq and is a predicted model, not a curated record. The transcript is spliced from 3 exons. Gene Ontology annotation, molecular function: protein binding.
AACAAUAUUACGCGCUGCUUAGAACAAGAAGCGCGUAAGAGAAGAGUGACUACUCCGUAACAGUCCAGAAUAAUCCUUUGUACUGGAUAAGAACCAUCAACCUCGUAUUCCGAUCGUCACACAGUUUGUGCAUCUCAAUUCUCAACAUUCUCAGUUCACCUGCAAGCAAAACGCCAUGUCGCUUAUUAUAGCAGUCCACGUCCACUCCUCACAUGUCGUUUCCGCACCCGAUCUCCUUUAAACGACACCUAAGACUCCCCAAACACGCGUGGUGAAAAGCCUCCACCCUGAAAAAAAAUUCCGAAAGAAAGAGACACCCCUAAAGAUCUGGUCUCGGCUUCUCACCUUUCCUUCAAAAAUCUCAUGUAUUUCACUCCAAUCGCUGUUCUCUUAACUUUUCCCUCUCUAGCUCUUUCUCAGAAAAUCGACAAAUUCAGAUUCAAACUCAAGUUUUGAGGCUGAUUCAGAUUCUGGGCGUGUGGAAUUCAUAAAGUCAGGUUCAAGAUAAAGUUUUAGCUCAAUUCAUAUUCUGGGUGUGUGAAAUUGGGGAGAAAAGAAUUCAAAUUUGGGGGUGCAAAGUGGUUUAAUUUGAUUAGGUGUGUGUUAGUUAACAUGGGUGCUAGUUUUUCCAUUCUGGGUAUAUGCAAUUGAAAAAUUCAGGUUCCAUAUCUAGUUUUGAGUUCAAUUCAUAUUCUGGGGGUGUGAAAUUUAGAGAAAAGAAUUCAACUUCGGGGGUGCAAAGUGAUUUAAUUUGGUUAGGUGUGUGUUAAGUGUUAACAUGGGUGCUAGUUUUUCCUCUUGUGUUUGUGAUGGGGAUGGUACCCCUUUGAGACCAAGGCUUGGGGACAUACCCGAGAGCUGUGUGGCAUUGGUGUUGAUGUAUUUGGACCCACCGGAUAUUUGUAAGCUUGCACGAUUGAACAGGGUGUUUCGUGAUGCUUCGUCGGCGGAUUUCAUUUGGGAAUCGAAGUUGCCUUUGAACUAUAAGUUCAUUGUGGAGAAAGCUUUGAAGGAUGUUUCUGUGGAAGAAUUGGGGAAGAGGGAUAUUUAUGCUAGACUCUGCAGGCCUAAUUCGUUUGACAAUGGGACCAAGGAAAUUUGGCUGGAUAAGAGGACAGGUGGGGUGUGUUUGGCGAUUUCAUCCCAAGCAUUGAGGAUUACAGGGAUAGAUGAUCGGAGAUAUUGGAGUCGCAUUUCAACUGAAGAGUCAAGAUUCCACACAGUUGCUUAUCUUCAACAAAUUUGGUGGCUUGAAGUGGAAGAUGAUGUUGAUUUUCAAUUUCCACCUGGGAAAUACAGUGUGUUUUUUAGACUCCAGCUUGGCAGGUCAUCCAAGAGAUUGGGUCGUCGUGUUUGUAAGACGGACGACAUUCAUGGCUGGGAUAUAAAACCUGUAAAAUUUCAGCUAACAACUUCUGAUGGUCAACGUGCUGUAUCCCAAAGUCAUUUGGAUAAUCCCGGGCACUGGGUUCUCUACCAUGCAGGAAACUUUGUUUCCAAGAGUCCUAAUGAUCUGAUGAAGAUCAAAUUUUCAUUGACUCAAAUUGAUUGCACGCAUACCAAAGGCGGUUUGUGUGUAGAUUCUGUAUUUAUAUGUAAUAGUGAUCUAAAAAAAGAGGUGUAGGUUUGGUUUUGUAGGAAGGAAAUCUGUAUAUAGUGGAAAUGAGCUGAGGCACCUGAGUCCUGAGUUGACUUUUGUCAUUUGGGUUACAGGGGGGAGUUAAGUAGAGUUGAUUCUUCCAAAUAUGCCCCAACAACACUCCCCUUUAGAUUUUUUUGUUUCUUUGAUAUUCAUAGUCCCUUUAGAUGUUUUGUUUCUUCAACAGGACAACGUUUUAAGAGGUUGCACAGAAAUUUACACCCUUUUUGGGCAUAAUAUUUGUGUGAUUUAUGUAUAUUUCCUCUUUUGAUGGUACUGGGAAUUGAUUGAUGUUGUUUUCUCAAGUAA